Molecule: messenger RNA, 1879 nt
Organism: Panicum hallii
Lineage: Eukaryota; Viridiplantae; Streptophyta; Magnoliopsida; Poales; Poaceae
Product: cytochrome P450 71A1-like
Exons: 2
Coding region: 72-1610 (512 amino acids)
Molecular function (GO): monooxygenase activity; iron ion binding; oxidoreductase activity, acting on paired donors, with incorporation or reduction of molecular oxygen
Source: RefSeq, a predicted model, not a curated record
AGAUAUUUUUGCCAUAAUUUCUUAGCGCGAAGAUAGGGAGAAGAAGUGAACGCAAUCGCGACGCUGCAAGCAUGGAAGUCUCACCGUUCCUCGCGCUGCUGCUCCUUGCCCUUCUCUCCCUCCUGCUCUUCUUCUUCUCCGCCGGCAGGAAAACCUCUCCGUCCUACGCGGGUGGCCGGAGUUUGCCUCCGUCGCCGCCGGGCUUUCCUCUCCUCGGCCACCUGCCGCUUCUUGGAUCCUUGCCCCACCGGGCGCUCCUGUCGCUCGCCGCGUCGCACGGCCCGGUCAUGCUCCUGCGCCUCGGCCGCGUGCCCGCCGUGGUGGUCUCCUCCGCGGAUGCGGCGCGGGAGGCCCUCAAGACCCGCGACCCUGCUUUCGCGAGCCGCUUCCGGUCACGGAUGACCGAGCGCCUUUUCUACGGCUGCGACAUGGCCUUCGCUCCCUACGGCGAGCACUGGCGCCGGGCGCGCCGCGUCUGCGUGCUCCACCUUCUCAGCCAGCGCUGCGUCCUCUCCUUCCGCCGCGUUCGGGAGCAGGAGGCCGCCGCGCUGGUCGGUCGCGUCCGCGCCGCCGCUCGCGACGGCGCCGUGAACCUGAGCGACCUCCUCAUCUCCUACGCCAGCAGCGUCACCAUUCGCGCCGCGUUCGGUGACUGCUCGAGCUAUGGGCUCGGCGGCGGAGGGAAGGUGAGGAAGGUGUUCGACGACUUGGAGGAGAUGCUGGGCUCGGGCACGCUCGGCGAGCUCGUGCCGUGGCUGGCGUGGGUGGACACGCUGACAGGCUUGGACGCCAAGGCGACACGGACGUUCGAGGCGCUAGACGGAUUGCUCGAGCAGGUCAUUGCCGACCACCGUGAGCGGCGCCGUGGCGGCCAGAGAGUGGGAGACGACGGCGGUCAACGGGACUUCGUGGACGUGCUGCUGGAUGUGAACGAGGAGGAGGACGAGGCCGGGGGACUCUGGUUUGACACAGUAACCAUCAAGGCAAUCGUCAUGAAUAUGUUUGUGGGCGGCAUCGAUACAACCUUCGCAUCUCUCGAAUGGGCCAUGGCAGAGCUCAUCAAUCAUCCGGAUGAGAUGCGCAGGCUCCAAGAGGAGAUACGGGCAGCUGUUCGCGAUGAUGACCACAUCAUCGAGGAUCACCUCAAUAAGUUGCACUACCUCAAGCUUGUGAUCAAGGAGACACUCCGUUUACAUCCGCCAGUGCCACUCGUGCCACGGGAGACGGUCGAGGACGCUGAGCUGCUCGGCUACCAUGUUCCGGCACGCACCCGUAUCCUCGUCAACGUCUGGGCCAUCGGGCGGGAACCCACGACGUGGGAGAGGGCGGAGAAGUUCUUGCCGGAGCGGUUCGCAGAGGAUGUUGACAUGGAUCAGUACAUGCUAGGGCAGGACUUCAAAUUGUUGCCGUUUGGUGCCGGGAGGAGAGGGUGCCCCGGAGCCGGGUUUGCCAUGGCAAGUGUUGAGCUGGUGCUGGCGAACCUCUUGUACCACUUCAACUGGAGCCUACCGGGCGGGGCAUCAAUGGUCAACAUGGACGAGCAAGGCGGGUUAGCCGUGCGCCUCAAGAAGACUCUCCAUUUGGUUGCUAUGCCAUGGUGUUCUGAGUAAGACCACCCAUGCUUGCUCUGGACAGAGACCGCAGCAAAAUAGUGGGCCAUCGCUUGGUCCACAGAGGGCUGGAGUACCUUAAGACGUGCUUAGAUUGAGAUGCUGGCUGCACUCGAUCUUCAGUUAAGACCAUAAAGUUUGUACGCAUGAGUUCAUACUCAAGCAUGUAUGUGGUAAUUGCCUGUUGUGCACACACAACUACAGUUCCAAUAAGUAGCAACAAAUAAUACAGUAGUUUUCUUUCUCAUCCUAAUCAUUUUGACCAUUAA